AUGCCGAUCAAAAGAUUAGAUACAGUCGUGGUAAAUACAGGCUCUCAGAACGACCAACACUCCGCUUCCGUGCCACCGGUAUACUUGUCGACCACUUUCAAAGUGGACUUGAAUAAUGAAGCUGCACAGAAUUACGAUUAUUCCAGGUCGGGCAACCCGACCAGAAGUGUCCUUCAACACCAGAUUGGUAAGCUUUAUCGUGUCCCACAGGAGAACGUUUUGGCUGUAAGCAGCGGUAUGACCGCGCUGGAUGUCAUCCUGCGUGGACUAGUCUUACUCAACGGUACCAACAACCACACUCCAACAAUAAUAGCUGGCGAUGAUCUUUAUGGAGGUACCCAAAGGCUACUGAAUUUUUUCAAGCAGCAGAGUCACGCAGUCUCUGUUCACGUGGACACUUCCAAUUUUGAAAACUUCAAAACCGUCUUCCAGUCUUUAGACAAAGUUGAUUGUGUUCUUCUAGAGUCUCCAACAAAUCCGCUUUGCAAGGUCGUAGAUAUCCCCAGAAUAUUGCGUUUUGUGAAAUGCAUAUCUCCUGACACCAUAGUCGUCGUUGAUAAUACUAUGAUGAGUGGACUCAAUUGUAAUCCUUUACAACUGAAUCCAGGCUGCGACGUCGUAUAUGAAUCUGCCACCAAGUACUUGAAUGGCCAUCACGACUUGAUGGGUGGUGUUAUUAUCAGCAAUACGCCAGAAAUUGCCUCUAAACUUUACUUCGUCAUUAAUUCUAUAGGGGCCGGAUUAUCUCCAAUGGAUUCUUGGCUGCUUGUGAGGGGCCUAAAAACUCUAGGAGUUAGAUUAUAUCAACAACAGAGAAAUGCUAUGAUAUUGGCCCAUUGGCUGGAAGAUUCAUGUGGAUUCAAACCUACCAGAACCAACAAAGUUACAAAAACUAGAUUCGUGGGAUUACGCUCCAACCCAGAUUUUAAACUGCACCAAUCGUUCAACAAUGGCCCAGGUGCCGUAUUAUCCUUCGAAACAGGGUCAUUCGAACAUUCAAAGAGACUGGUCAGUUCCAAAAAACUGAGUAUAUGGGCUGUGACAGUGUCUUUUGGAUGUGUAAAUUCGCUUCUAUCCAUGCCUUGCAAGAUGUCUCAUGCUUCCAUCGAUCCUGAACUAAGGAAAGAGAGAGAUUUCCCCGAAGAUUUGGUUCGUCUUUGCUGCGGUAUCGAAAAUAUAGUGGAUUUAAAAAAAGAUUUAUUAGCGGCAAUGGUUGACGCUGAUAUUAUAGAAUUAAGAGAAAAUGGUAAAUACCUUUUCAACAAAUUGAAUAAAAACUUAGCUGUGAACACUACCAUCGAUGACCUGCAUAAACCUUUAAGUAUUUACGAAGAAUUUUACAAUCAAGAUCUAAUUAGAAAGGAUUCAGAACUGAACAUCAAGAGUUCCAAACUAUAA
Molecule: messenger RNA, 1398 nt
Organism: Saccharomyces paradoxus
Lineage: Eukaryota; Fungi; Ascomycota; Saccharomycetes; Saccharomycetales; Saccharomycetaceae
Gene: STR3
Product: cystathionine beta-lyase STR3
Exons: 1
Coding region: 1-1398 (465 amino acids)
Biological process (GO): 'de novo' L-methionine biosynthetic process; transsulfuration
Cellular component (GO): cytoplasm
Molecular function (GO): pyridoxal phosphate binding
Source: RefSeq, a predicted model, not a curated record